This is a messenger RNA of Teleopsis dalmanni, 1609 nucleotides long. It is a transcript of the gene Dronc, whose product is annotated as caspase Dronc. NCBI's taxonomy places the organism in Eukaryota, Metazoa, Arthropoda, Insecta, Diptera, Diopsidae. The record is from RefSeq and is a predicted model, not a curated record. Gene Ontology annotation, molecular function: cysteine-type endopeptidase activity. The coding region runs from base 267 to 1562 and encodes 431 amino acids. Gene Ontology annotation, biological process: proteolysis. The transcript is spliced from 2 exons.
UCAGUUGUUGAGAAGAGUUAACUUUUUAAAAAGAAAUAUUAUUUCUAUUGUUGUCAUACAUUGCAAAUUGUGAUUUAUAUACAUUGGCAUGCAGAUUAAAGAUUAUUGUAAUUUGCUUUUAAAAAGACAAUAUUUUAUUAAUUUAUCAAGUUAACAUUAAAAAUUACAAGAAAAAUUUGAACUCAAACAGCAUUGAGUCAUUGCCACGGUCAACAAAUAAAAUUUUUUCAACUCAGUUUCAUUGUCAGCAACUUCCUUAGUGGGACAUGGAAGCUAAGUUACGAGAUCAUAUUAGAAAUAAUUUAGAUGACCUUAUAUGCAACGUUAAAUAUGACAAAUUUCUGAAUGGCUGCCUUCGUACUCCACAUUUGCUUACGAAUGAAAUGCGUUUUAAUUUAGAGAACAUUCAGGAAAAACUUUCACCUGAAGAUUUAGAACUUGAGCGACACAAGCGGCUAUGGAAAAAAUUAACACAGAGAGGACCGGAUGCUUAUCAGCAAAUUAGAACUGUUCUUAGCCAACUUGGUUUCGAUAAAGCCUUACAAAUAUUAGAUGUGAAAAAUCCUGAGUAUGUGUCCAUAUCUUCUAAUAAACGCAAUGGACGGACUGCGGAACGUCCUCCUGUUAGAGAACCAUUAGCAAAUAUUGAUGAAAAUCAAGUUGAUGGCGACGGUAACUGUCAUAGUCAAUCAACUGACGAAGUUACAUUAGAAGAAUUUAAGAAAUGGGAACAAAUUGCAGAUAAGAAAAAGUAUGAAGUCAUACUUUCCAAAGAGUUACACGUUGAUAAUAAAGUUGGAAGUUAUUCCAUGAAAUCGAGAUAUAAUCGUGGUGUUGUUUUCAUAGUGAACAUCAUUGAUUUCCCAAACAAAAAGUUACACCGAGACGGAGCUAUUGAGGAUUCCGUAUCUUUACUGCAUUUAUUUAGAGAAUUGGGAUUUAAAUUAUAUUCAUACAAAAAUUUAACACGUACAAAUUUCUUCACGCUACUUGCAGAGAUUCUUAAUUCAGAAAACGCACAAAGAGCAGAAUGUUUUGUUUUAGUAUUAAUGAGCCACGGAAAUAUGGUUGGAGAGUUUACAGAUUAUGUGCAAUUUCAUGAUGGUGCCGAAGUUAAAGUACAAAAUAUUAUAGAUUGUUUUGAAAACAAUCGAUGUCGGUCUCUGUUAAAUAAACCAAAAAUUUUAAUAUUUCCAUUUUGUCGCGGUGAAAUAUCAGAGAGAGGACAUAUACGACCAGUUCAGACUGACGGCAUUGGUUCUUUUACGUCGCCUUUAAAAUCAGAUAUGAUGAUUUGUUAUGCUUCCUUGCCUGGCUUUACUGCACACCGUGAUCUGGAUGAUGGUGCUUGGUACAUACAAACAUUUUGUGAGUUAAUGGCAAAACACGCGCACGACACAGACUUUGACAGCAUACUCAAGUUGAUACAUAGAGAAGCUGGCGAAAAGCGUUCACAUUAUGGUGAUAUGCAAACUGGAAACUAUUGCAAUUUUGGUUUUAAUAAGCAAUUAUACUUUAAUCCAGGCAUUUGGGAAGAAAGUAAUAACAACGAUAUUAAUUAAUAUAUAGUUUACAAUAUGUGUAUAUUCUUUUUCGAAUUAUAUGGUAU